Messenger RNA from Callithrix jacchus (white-tufted-ear marmoset), 15296 nucleotides. RefSeq names its product ARFGEF family member 3 (gene ARFGEF3). Gene Ontology annotation, molecular function: guanyl-nucleotide exchange factor activity. Gene Ontology annotation, biological process: regulation of ARF protein signal transduction. The record is from RefSeq and is a predicted model, not a curated record. Lineage: Eukaryota; Metazoa; Chordata; Mammalia; Primates; Cebidae.
CAGUGCAGAGGAUGUUCUUAUGAAUGUUUGCUUGAGAUAAUGGCCUCACUGAGCUCAGUUCUGCAUGCUGACAUCUCUAUCGGAGGGGUCUGGAGAGUGUGAUGCUGAGUGGAAAGACAGGGUGGGGCCUGAGCUCACGUGGAUCAGGCAGUUGGCAAUGGGGAGCAGGUGGCCCGGGUUUGGAGUCAGAGCCAAACACGCAGCGUGGUGCAUGCUGGAAACCCAGUGAGGAACAGGACGCACUCCCUCCUCUCAAAGAGCUCUUCACUUGCUGAAGAGAAAGCAAAGAGGUCAUCAUAAUACACAAGCCAAGUCCUGGUUCUCCCUCGUAUGCCUGUUGGAACCUCAAGCUGGUCAUUUUGCCUGUCAGUUUCUAUAAACGGAGAUGGAAACAGGAAGGUGGGGAGGUGCUUCUGUUUCCCCAGCAUGGGAGAAAUGCCUGCUGCCUCUCCAGUUGGCUUUGGAAUCCAAGAAUGUGAAGCUGGCCCAACAUGCUUUGGCAGGGAUGCAGAAGCUUCUGUCGGAAGAGAGGUUUGUAUCCAUGGAAACAGACUCUGAUGAGAAGCAGCUGCUCAAUCAGAUCCUGAAUGCCGUGAAAGUGACGCCUUCGCUCAACGAGGACCUGCAGGUGGAAGUGAUGAAGGUUUUACUGUGCAUCACCUACACGCCGACAUUUGAUCUGAAUGGGAGUGCUGUGCUGAAGAUCGCUGAGGUGUGCAUUGAGACAUACAUAAGCAGCUGUCACCAGCGUAGCAUAAACACUGCUGUGCGGGCAACUCUCAGUCAAAUGCUGAGUGACUUGACUUUACAGUUACGGCAGAGGCAGGAGAAUACGAUAAUUGAAAAUCCAGAUGUCCCACAGGAAUUCGGGAAUCAAGGGUCCACGGUGGAGUCCCUCUGUGAUGAUGUUGUCUCUGUACUCACCAUCCUGUGUGAGAAGCUGCAAGCUGCCAUCAAUGACAGUCAGCAGCUGCAGCUUCUCUACCUGGAGUGCAUCCUGUCUGUGCUCAGCAGCUCCUCCUCCUCCAUGAACCUGCACAGGGGCUUCACGGACCUGAUCUGGAAAAACCUCUGCCCUGCUCUUAUCGUGAUCCUGGGGAAUCCAAUACAUGACAAAACCAUCACCUCUGCUCACAGCAGCAGCACCAGUACCAGCCUGGAAUCAGACUCUGCAUCUCCGGGAGUAUCUGACCAUGGACGGGGAUCAGGUUGCUCCUGCACUGCGCCGGCCCUGAGCGGGCCUGUGGCUCGGACUAUCUAUUACAUCGCAGCCGAGUUGGUCCGGCUGGUGGGAUCUGUGGACUCCAUGAAGCCCGUGCUCCAGUCCCUCUACCACCGAGUGCUGCUCUAUCCCCCACCCCAGCACCGGGUGGAAGCCAUCAAAAUAAUGAAAGAGAUUCUCGGGAGCCCACAGCGUCUCUGUGACUUGGCAGGACCCAGCUCCACUGAACCAGAGUCCAGAAAAAGAUCAAUUUCAAAAAGGAAGUCUCAUCUGGAUCUCCUCAAACUCAUCAUGGAUGGCAUGACCGAAGCAUGCAUCAAGGGUGGAAUCGAAGCCUGCUAUGCGGCCGUGUCCUGUGUCUGCACCUUACUGGGUGCCCUGGAUGAGCUCAGCCAGGGGAAGGGCUUGAGCGAAGAUCAGGUGCAACUGCUGCUUCUGCGCCUUGAGGAGCUGAAGGAUGGGGCUGAGUGGAGCCGAGAUUCCAUGGAGAUCAAUGAGGCUGACUUCCGCUGGCAGCGGCGAGUGCUGUCCUCAGAACACACGCCAUGGGAGUCAGGGAAUGAGAGGAGCCUUGACAUCAGCAUCAGUGUCACCACAGACACAGGCCAGACCACGCUUGAGGGAGAGUUGGGUCAGACCACACCUGACGACCACUCUGGAAACCACAAGAACAGUCUCAAGUCGCCAGCCAUCCCAGAGGGCAAGGAGACACUGAGCAAAGUAUUGGAACCAGAGGCAGUAGACCAGCCAGAUGUGGUGCAGAGAAGCCACACGGUCCCUUACCCUGACAUAACUAACUUCCUGUCGGUAGACUGCAGGACAAGGUCCUACGGAUCUAGGUAUAGUGAGAGCAAUUUUAGUGUUGAUGACCAAGACCUUUCUAGGACAGAGUUUGACUCCUGUGAUCAGUACUCAAUGGCAGCAGAAAAGGACUCGGGCAGGUCUGACGUGUCGGACAUAGGGUCAGACAACUGUUCACUCGCCGACGAAGAGCAGACCCCCCGGGACUGCCUGGGCCACCGGUCCCUGCGAACUGCUGCCCUGUCUCUAAAACUGCUAAAGAACCAGGAGGCCGAUCAGCACAGCACCAGGCUGUUCAUACAGUCCCUGGAAGGCCUCCUUCCUCGGCUUCUAGCUCUCUCCAGUGUAGAGGAAGUGGACAUCACUCUGCAGAACUUUGCCUCCACUUUCUGCUCAGGCAUGAUGCACUCUCCUGGCUUUGACGCCAGCAGCAGCCUCAGCUUCCAGAUGCUGAUGAACGCAGACAGCCUCUACGCAGCUGCGCACUAUGCCCUGCUCCUCAACCUGAAGCUCUCCCACAGCGACUACUACAGGAAGCGGCCGACCCUGGCGCCAGGUGUGAUGAAGGAGUUCAUGAAGCAGGUGCAGUCCAGCGGCGUGCUGAUGGUCUUCUCCCCGGCCUGGAUUGAGGAGCUCUACCAUCAGGUGCUUGACAGGAACAUGCUUGGAGAGGCUGGCUACUGGGGCAGCCCAGAAGAUAACAGCCUUCCCCUCAUCACAAUGCUGACCGAUAUUGAUGGCUUAGAGAGCAGUGCCAUUGGUGGCCAGCUGAUGGCCUCAGCUGCUACAGAGUCUCCUUUCACCCAGAGCAGGAGAAUCGAUGACUCCACAGUGGCAGGUGUGGCAUUUGCUCGCUAUAUUCUGGUGGGCUGCUGGAAGAACUUGAUAGAUACUUUAUCAACUCCACUAACUGGUCGAAUGGCAGGAAGCUCCAAAGGGCUGGCCUUCAUCCUGGGAGCUGAAGGCAUCAAAGAGCAGAACCAGAAGGAGCGGGACACCAUCUGCAUGAGCCUCGAUGGGCUGCGGAAAGCCGCACGGCUGAGCUGCGCGCUAGGGGUUGCUGCUAACUGCGCCUCGGCCCUUGCCCAGAUGGCAGCUGCCUCCUGUGUCCAAGAAGAAAAAGAAGAGAGGGAGGCCCAAGAACCCAGUGAUGCCAUCGCACAAGUGAAACUAAAAGUGGAGCAGAAACUGGAGCAGAUUGGGAAGGUGCAGGGGGUGUGGCUGCACACUGCCCACGUCUUGUGCAUGGAAGCCAUCCUCAGCGUAGGCCUGGAGAUGGGAAGCCACAAUCCGGACUGCUGGCCACACGUGUUCAGGGUGUGUGAGUAUGUGGGCACCCUGGAGCACAACCACUUCAGCGAUGGCACCUCACAGCCCCCUCUCACCAUCAGCCAGCCCCAGAAGGCCACUGGGAGUGCUGGCCUCCUUGGGGACCCUGAGUGUGAGGGCUCGCCCCCUGAGCAGAGCCCAGAGCAGGGUCGCACCCUGAGCACGGCCCCCGUCGUCCAGCCCCUGUCCAUCCAGGACCUCGUCCGGGAAGGUAGCCGGGGCCGGGCCUCCGACUUCCGUGGUGGGAGCCUCAUGAGUGGGAGCAGUGCUGCCAAGGUGGUGCUCACCCUAUCCACGCAGGCUGACAGGCUCUUUGAAGAUGCUACGGACAAAUUGAACCUCAUGGCUCUGGGAGGUUUUCUUUACCAGCUGAAGAAAGCAUCACAGUCUCAGCUUUUCCAUUCUGUUACAGAUACAGUUGAUUACUGUCUGGCAAUGCCAGGAGAAGUUAAAUCCACUCAAGAUCGAAAAAGUGCCCUCCACCUGUUCCGCCUGGGGGAUGCCAUGCUGAGGAUCGUGCGCAGCAAAGCACGACCCCUGCUCCACGUGAUGCGCUGCUGGAGCCUCGUGGCCCCACACCUGGUGGAGGCUGCUUGCCAUAAGGAAAGACAUGUGUCUCAGAAGGCUGUUUCCUUCAUCCACGACAUACUGACAGAGGUCCUCACUGACUGGAAUGAGCCACCUCAUUUUCACUUCAAUGAAUUACUCUUCCGACCUUUUGAGCGCAUUAUGCAGCUGGAGUUGUGUGAUGAGGACGUCCAAGACCAGGUUGUCACAUCCAUUGGUGAGCUGGUUGAAGUGUGUUCCACGCAGAUCCAGUCCGGAUGGAGACCCUUGUUCAGUGCCCUGGAAACAGUGCAUGGUGGGAACAAGUCAGAGGUGAAGGAGUACCUGGUUGGUGACUACUCCAUGGGAAAAGGCCAAGCUCCAGUGUUUGAUGUAUUUGAAGCUUUUCUCAAUACGGACAACAUCCAGGUCUUUGCUAAUGCAGCUACUAGCUACAUCAUGUGCCUUAUGAAGUUUGUCAAAGGACUGGGGGAGGUGGACUGUAAAGAGAUUGGAGACUGUGUCCCGGCACCCGGAGCCCCGUCCACAGACCUGUGCCUCCCAGCCCUGGACUACCUCAGGCGCUGCUCUCAGUUAUUGGCAAAAAUCUACAAAAUGCCCUUGAAGCCAAUAUUCCUUAGUGGGAGACUUGCCAGCUUGCCCCGAAGACUUCAGGAACAGUCAGCCAGCAGUGAGGAUGGAAUUGAAUCAGUCCUGUCUGAUUUUGAUGAUGACACCGGUCUGAUAGAAGUCUGGAUAAUCCUGCUGGAGCAGCUGACAGCAGCUGUGUCCAAUUGUCCACGGCAGCACCAACCACCAACUUUGGAUUUACUCUUUGAGCUAUUGAGAGAUGUGACCAAAACACCAGGACCAGGGUUCGGUAUCUAUGCUGUGGUUCACCUCCUCCUUCCUGUGAUGUCCCUGUGGCUCCGCCGUAGCCAUAAAGACCAUUCCUACUGGGAUGUGGCCUCUGCCAACUUCAAGCACGCUAUUGGACUGUCCUGUGAGCUGGUGGUGGAGCACAUUCAAAGCUUUCUACAUUCAGAUAUCAGGUAUGAGAGCAUGAUCAAUACCAUGCUGAAGGAGCUCUUCGAGCUGCUGGUUGCCUGUGUGGCCAAGCCCACCGAAACUAUCUCCAGAGUGGGCUGCUCCUGCAUUAGAUAUGUCCUUGUGACAGCAGGCCCUGUGUUCACUGAGGAGAUGUGGAGGCUUGCCUGCUGUGCACUGCAAGAUGCGUUCUCUGCCACACUCAAGCCAGUGAAGGACCUGCUGGGCUGCUUCCACAGCGGCACGGAGAGCUUCAGUGGGGAAGGCUGCCAGGUGCGGGUGGCAGCCCCAUCCUCCUCCCCAAGUGCCGAGGCCGAAUACUGGCGCAUUCGAGCCAUGGCCCAGCAGGUAUUUAUGCUGGACACCCAGUGCUCACCAAAGACGCCAAACAACUUUGACCAUGCUCAGUCCUGCCAGCUCAUUAUUGAGCUGCCUCCUGAUGAAAAACCAAAUGGACACACCAAGAAAAGCGUGUCUUUCAGGGAAAUUGUGGUGAGCUUGCUGUCUCACCAGGUGUUACUGCAGAACUUAUAUGACAUCUUGUUAGAAGAGUUCGUCAAAGGCCCCUCUCCUGGAGAGGAGAAGACGAUCCAAGUGCCAGAGGCCAAGCUGGCUGGCUUCCUCAGAUACAUCUCCAUGCAGAACUUGGCAGUCAUAUUCGACCUGCUGCUGGACUCUUACAGGACGGCCAGAGAGUUUGACACCAGCCCUGGGCUGAAGUGCCUGCUGAAGAAAGUGUCUGGCAUCGGGGGCGCCGCCAACCUCUACCGCCAGUCUGCCAUGAGCUUUAACAUCUAUUUCCACGCCCUGGUGUGUGCCGUUCUCACCAAUCAAGAAACCAUCACUGCCGAGCAAGUGAAGAAGGUCCUUUUUGAGGAGGAUGAGAGAAGCACAGACUCUUCCCAGCAGUGUUCAUCUGAGGAUGAAGACAUCUUUGAGGAAACCGCCCAGGUCAGCCCCCCGAGAGGCAAGGAGAAGAGACAGUGGCGGGCACGGAUGCCCUUGCUCAGCGUCCAGCCCGUCAGCAACGCGGAUUGGGUAUGGCUGGUCAAGAGGCUGCACAAGCUGUGCAUGGAACUGUGCAACAACUACAUCCAGAUGCACUUGGACCUGGAGAACUGUAUGGAGGAGCCUCCCAUCUUCAAAGGUGACCCGUUCUUCAUCCUGCCUUCCUUCCAGUCCGAGUCAUCCACCCCCUCCACUGGGGGCUUCUCUGGGAAAGAAACCCCUUCCGAGGACGACAGAAGCCAGCCUCGGGAGCACACAGGUGAGUCCCUGAGCCUGAAGGCUGGAGGUGGGGACCUGCUGCUGCCCCCAAGCCCCAAGGUGGAGAAGAAGGAUCCCAGCCGCAAGAAGGAGUGGUGGGAGAACGCGGGGAACAAAAUCUACACCAUGGCGGCCGACAAGACCAUUUCAAAGCUGAUGACCGAAUACAAAAAGAGGAAACAGCAGCACAACCUGCCUGCGUUCCCCAAAGACGUCAAAGUGGAGAAGAAAGGAGAGCCACUGGGCCCCAGGGGCCAGGAGUCCCCGCUGCUUCAGCGUCCCCAGCACUUGAUGGAUCAAGGGCAAAUGCGGCAUUCCUUCAGUGCGGGCCCGGAGCUGCUGCGGCAGGACAAGAGGCCCCGCUCAGGCUCCACUGGGAGUUCCCUUAGUGUCUCGGUGAGAGACGCAGAAGCACAGAUUCAGGCAUGGACCAACAUGGUGCUAACAGUUCUCAAUCAGAUUCAGAUUCUCCCAGACCAAACCUUCACGGCCCUUCAGCCUGCAGUGUUCCCGUGCAUCAGUCAGCUGACCUGUCAUGUGACCGACAUCAGAGUUCGCCAGGCUGUGAGGGAGUGGCUGGGCCGAGUGGGCCGUGUCUAUGACAUCAUUGUGUAGCAGACUCCUGUUCCACUCCUCCCCGCAAAAAAACAGUAGUGAGGGUUAGAGUCUGCCUGCCAAUCCAGCUGUUGCGUUUUCCCCACCACCAGCCCCACUUAAACUAGUGUCUCAGAGAAUGGUGUUUCCUGGUGUAAAAAGCCUUUCCAACCACUCAUCAGCAUUGGGGCCAUUCUAGAUACUAAUGUUGUAUCUAGAUAACACAAAUGAUAUUCUGAUUUUGCACAUUAUUAUAGAAGAAUCUAUAAUCCUUGAUAUGUUUCUUACUCUUGAAAUAUAUUUCCCAGUGCUUUUGCUUACAAUGUUAUCCCCAAAUGAGUCAUUUUCAAGGAUUACGCCUUUGAAAACACCGUAUUGAUCCAUUUGAUCCAUCAUUUUAAAAAUAAAUACAAUUCCUAAGGCAAUAUCUGCUGGUAAGUCAAGCUGAUAUGUAAACACUCAGACAUCUGGACCAGGGAUUAUUAAAUGGAGGAAAUGUAUGAUUAUGGGUUUGGCUGGGAAGAAGACAACCAUAAAAAUAUAUUCUUGUGUCAUAAUCAAGAAAUAGGUGACUUCUGUUGUAAAAUAAUCCAGAACACUUCAAAAUUAUUCCUAAAUCAUUAAGGUUUUCAGGUAUUUACCAGUUUCCCCAUGUAAGGUACUGUUGUGCCUUUAUUUCUGUAUUUCUAAAAGAAGAAAGUUCUUUCCUAGCAGGGUUUGAAGUCUGUGGCUUGUCAGCCUGUGACACAGAGUACCCAGUGAAAGUGGCUGAUACAUACCUUGCCAAGAGACGUAAGACUGACCGGCCACCCUGGCUGUUGUUGUGGUGUUAGCUUCCGUCCUCAAGGCAAGCAAGGAAAGGAAAGAAAAAUGGUGCCUUAGUCUUUUGUUGCACUUACAUUUCUAUGCCCACAAUUAUCUGAACAUAAAGUAUAACAUUUGGUUUUUAAGAAAAUAAAACAUUAAAACACAACUCUUUUUCUAUCAACACUCUUGGAGGAAAGGGACUCAGGGAAGGGAGCAGGGAGUGUGGGGUGGGGAGAGAUUAUGAUGAAAUCAUUUUAAAUCUUGUCAUACAACAAUCUUACAGAAUUAUGGUGUCAGUUAUACAAGCUCUGGUCUCAGAAAAUCAAAGGAGAAAGACACAUUUAGAAAAUUUUGUCUAUUUAAAAAAUAUAUCCUAUUUAGCAAGUAAAGUUACCUUAUGUUUGAUGUCUUUUCAUUCAGACCAAUAUUUCAGGUGGCUAUUUCUAAGUAUUACUAGAAAAAUAAUAUAUUUGAAAGCUUUAUCUUAUAUUUCUUACAUUAUCCUAAUGAUUGAAAACUCCUCACUCAAGCUUACACACAUUCUACAGAGCAGAGUUAAGGCAUAUAUUAUAAUUUCUCAGCCCCUAAAAAUGUAUUCAUAACGAAUAAGUCACCAUUUAAAUAUAAGACAUAAAUUCUACAGUAUUAAAAUAACGAUUUCAAAGGGAUUGAACUUUGUUCAGUGCUGGUAUUUGUAAACUUUGUCCUCCUUGAGAAAUAUGGAACUAACUUAGAGGAUAAGAGGAAGGCAGGGUUCUCCAACUUCUUUAGGUGAUCUGAAAAAAAGACCCUUAUCAUUUAGUGUGCUAUCUAGAGAUCACCACAGAAUCUGGGAGACUUUUCUUUUUCUUCCAGUUCCAGAAAACACUCUUUGCCUUCAGUUUUUACUCAUUAGACAAUAAUUCAAGUUUAGAAACAGGUAAUCAACUAUUUGAUCUUAAAAGGCAAUUGUUGGGAUAGCAAUGAACUACGUUGUAUACUUUUAAUUUUUUAUACUUUAUAAAUGAAAUUGAAAGUUGGGUAUCUGCUUUUUUAAAAUUUUCACAAAGUAGUAGCACCACAGUUUUGUUUCUUUUUAUAGCUUACCUGAGGUUCAGUUCUUCUUUAUGAACCUGUGAGUACUCCAGUUUACUGGGGGGAAAGGCUUCAGUAAAGCAGAGGCUAGAAUCACAGUAUUUAUACAUAGCAACUUUUCAUAAAGUAGAAAAAUUCAAAGGAAGCUGUCUCAAUUUCUGGAUGCUGAUUGGGGGCAGUGGCUCAUGCCUGUAAUCCCAGCACUUUGGGAGGCCAAGGUGGGGUGGGUCACCUGUGGUCAGGAGUUCAAGACCAGCCUGGACAAUAUGGUGAAACCUUGUCUCUACUAAAAAUAUAAAAAUUAGCCAGGCAUGGUGGCAGGCACCUGUAAUCCCAGCAACUCAGGAGGCUGAGACAGGAGAAUCACUUGAACUUGGAAGGUGGAGGUUGCAGUGAGCCAAGAUUAGGCCAUUGCUCUCCAGCCUGGGUGAUAAGAGUAAAACUCCAUCUCAAAAAAAAAAAAAAAAAAAAAAAUCGAGAAGACCAUGUCCCAAAGUAUGUUAGUUAAUUGUUUGGAAAUCAGAAUUCAUGCUCCCUGAUACUCUAUUACAGGAUCCAAAGUUAGUUCUUGAACAUAAGUUUACCCUGUACUAUGUCUGAACACUGUUCUAGUUCUAGCCUGAUAUGGGUCCCAAGAAUAAAAGGAUGAGAAGGUGUACACAGCUCUUGACCUGCAAUUUUUAAAGAGUGUUUUGGUACCUUCCCAUUGUCUUCUCUAUAACCCAGUCCUGACAUACUCUGCACUCCAGAGUUCCCGGACAUCCACACUGACAUCAGAUUUCAACCAGAAAUGUCACUGAGUGACAGCAGGACUUCUCAGAGGCAUUUGCAGUUUCCAGCAAGGAUACUGCUUGAUGCAGAGUAGUCUUUAAUGCGUAGGCCUUCAGUUCAUUCUUCUCAGCAGAUGGAGAAGAAAGGGAAGAGAUGAGAAACACUGGGUGGGCAGUGGCACCUUUUCAGGCUGCCCAGCUCAAUCUCUUGCCCUGUUCCUGUGACUCAGUUCCUACCCCACCCUCACUUUCCUUCACUCCCUCCCAGUCUCUGAAAGUGCCAGGUGUUUCUCUUCUCAGAUUCUCUUUUGCAGCAACCGUAAGACAUAAUUCAAGGCAGCCUUUUGAAAUUUAGAACAGUUAUUAGCAUGUAUUUACAGACCUAAGCAGAAUGAGAGUUUAUACAUUGCUUUUAGUUGCCUGUAUUUACAGCCAAAAGUAUAUUACCCCAAAGUUGAAAUCUUUCCCUUUUCUGAAAUUUUGGUAAAGUGUGCUUCAUGAAACAAACAUCUGGAAAACUCCAAGUACAAGAGACCCUGCCCAGCCAAGUAUGCAGAUGGACAGAGUUCUCUCUGUCAUUAAUGAGGACAUAGGUUUCAAUGAUUGAAGCCUCAUGCCCUGUCCAUAGCAUCCACCCAGCUCUCUGUAUCUCCUGAUCUGCUUUUAAAGAUAGUUAGGCUGCCUUUUUACACCAUCUUCUUUCUCCCCUUAUGAUAAUUUUCCAGCCUUCACCACAGAUAUAAAACUAGAACACCUUACUAUUUGGGGGCUGUGUAAUGAAUGACCAAUAAGAACCCAGGCAGAUGCUAACAUACUUAACAGCUCAUAUUAUAUACUUUAAACACCUGUAAUCCCAGCACUCUGGAAGGCCGAGGCAGGCUGGAUCACCUGAGGUUGAGAGUUCAAGACUAGCCUGAUCAAUAUGGGGAAACCCAUCUCUACUAAAAAUACAAAAUUAGCCAGGCAUGGUGGCACAUACCUGUAAUCCCAGCUAUUGGGGAGGCCGAGGAAGGAGAAUAGCUUGAAUCCAGGAGGUGGAGGCUGUGGUGAGCCAAGAUGGUGCCAUUGCACUCCAGCCUGGGCUAUAACAGCAAAACUCCAUCUCAAAAAAACAAAAAUAAAAUAAAAUACUUUAAAUCAGCCUGGGUGUGGUGGCUCAUGCCUGUAAUCCCAGCACUUUGGGAGGCUGAGGGCAGGUGGAUCUCUUGAGGUCAGGAGUUUGAGGCCAGCCUGGCCAAUGUAGUGAAACCCCAUCUCUACUAAAAAUAUAAAAAUUAGCCGGGCCUGAUAGCAGGUACCUGUAAUCCCAGCUACUCGGGAGACUGAGGCAAGAGAUGCUUGAACCUAGGAGGUGGGGGUUGCAGUGAGCCAAGAUUGCACUCCAGCCUGGGUGACAAAGUGAGACUUUGUCUCAAAAAAGUAAAUAAAAAUAAAAAUUUAAAUCAAACAUGACAAGCAUGUUAAUAUAACUCAAAAGUACCUUGAAAUUGAAACAUUGGUGCAAUGAUCAUUAGGCUUUUGUUGUUUUAAAGAGAAGGCAUAUACAGAGUUAGUUGAGAGUCAAAUAGCUUUCACUGUGAGAAGGUAAUACAGUUACGUAAUAGAUAUCCUUGACGUUGCCAGAUUCAUCACAAUUCUGCUUAUACAGAAAAGUUUUCUUUCUCAGAAAGGAAAAUCAAUUAGUAUCAGUCCCAUCAAACUAAACAGAUUGAAGACCUUUGUGUAGAGCUUAUAACCCUAUCAAGAGGUUACAAAUAGCAGGGAGGAGGCGAGUGUGGCGAAUGUCACUGUGAUUGCAAACCGUUACCUAUAUUAUCACUCGUAGUCCUCACAACAACCUUGUGAGACAGGUAUUGUGUUCCUCAUUUUUUUCAGACGAGAACAGACACUCAGAGGUUAAGAAACUUGCCCAACAUAACAAGUAAAAGGCAAAGUUGGUUGCAGAAGAGGUGUUUCUGAAUUCAAAGGCCACUUUCUCUCUCUCUCUCUCUCUCUCUCUCUCUCUCUGUCUCUCUCUCUCUCUCUCUCUCUCUCUCUCUCUCUCUCUCUCUCUGACAACAUGCUCUAAGUCCACAGAGUAAGCACUCUAAUACAAGAGAAAGUUUCAAGGAAUGAGGCCAUUAAAAUGAGACUAUUGGCAUCUUAGAUCUGUCUGGGAUGUCAUGGAGGUUUUUAAAAAGUUAAAAUAAAAGAACUGUGUUUACACAUAGAAAAAUCAAAUAUAACACAGUCUGAGUGUUUGAAAAUAAAACCAAAAUCUGAACUUUGAUCUUAAAAGCAGACAUUCAGUGUUACUUUAGAAAACACAUGGAAUUAGGUGGAAAUGAUGGAAUAAUACUGUUCAUGGCCAGCUGUGAACACAGAAAAAUAUGGCAGCCUGUGUCUGGAAUGGCAUGCACGUUUGUAAACCUUUUUCAAAAAUCAUUUAAUCAACUCAGAAUAAAGUGCCCUGUAGCCAACAGUGCCUCUUUACUUGCUUCUCUGGGAAAUACAUGGUACUAAAUUCGUAGCACAAAGUUUGGAAAUAUGCAAAAUAAUGGAUAACCAUUUUUCAAAAUGUACAUUCUCUAAAGAGGAAGCAGCUGGUUGGACAAGAUUGCUUGAGGAGCCAGGUGCUAAGGGCAUCAGGUUGAUAUCCAUAGUAACCAUGUGCCAUAACAUCUACAUUUCCACCUGUUUUCCAGACAAGGAAACAGGCAGAAGGAAAAUCCAGUCUUGCAGUGGAAUGACAAAACUUCAGUAUGCUUGGGCACCACUUAGGUGAUCCCAGGGAGAUUUGGUGUGGCCUUAGGAAAGCAAAAGAGCACUUUUUAUUGGAAAUAUGAGCUUGUUACUGGGAAAGAUUUGUAAAAUUGGUCAAGAACUUGAUUUCUAAUUAUACCUCCUCAAAAAAAAGUUCUCAUUUAGUAGUGGAGCAAUCUAGAAAACGUACCUUUUUUUGUUUGUUUGGAAGAUCCUCUUUCUCUGGCUAUAUUGCAGUGUUUGUUAUUUGAUGUGGAAAUAACUAAUAACUUAAGAUUUUGGAAGAGAACACCGUUAGAUUUCCAAAACACAAUACUUACUUCAGGGAAGACAGACCAAAAAUAUCUCCUGAGAUCAUUGGUUUCUUUAUAAAUUGUGAUCCCACCCCAUCAUUGAAGAGAAAGCACUGCCACACCACUAGCACCAUACAAUACCUUGGCUCUGUAUCUUUGUACAGUACUACAAAGGGGUACCAGGGAGGAGAGAGUGGCUGACCACUUUAGGGAGAAAACGGCACUCCACUGCUGGUGAAUCCCAUCUAAUUAUGGUCCUUCCACCUUUUUCAACCACCAAGAACUGUUUGUACUAUCAGUUCCUAUCCUGAAGGUUUAACCAGUGGUUGUCUAGUAUCUUUUGUCUUUAGAACAAUAGUUCCCAAACUUUAGCACACGUCAGUAUCAUCUGGAGGGCCUGUUAAGACACAGAUUGCUGGGCUCAUGCUCAGAGUUUCCAGUUAAGUAAAUCAGGAAAUCUGCAUUUCUAACAAGUUUCAGGGUGAGGCCAAUAAUGCUGUUUUGGAAACUCUGAGAACCACUGCCUUGAAAAAUUUUCCAACUACUACUUUUAAGAUCAGCCUGACUUAUCAAAUGCUAGAGAAAAACGGAAUCUACCCUUGGGCAGACAACUUGGGAUUGGAUUCUAUAAAGCAGUCUUGCUCAAUCUUCCCAGUUUCCAGUUUUAUUAUACCAACAACUGGUUUUUACAAGCUAGAAGACAAUGAAUGUAUAAUUUCUAUGGAACAGUGAGAUAAAUCUAAGCUUCUUGUCUUUGUAUUUAGAAACAUUGAUUCUAUGGAUGAUCAUUUAUAUCAUGUUGACCCUUUGACUUGUACUGAAGGUGAUUUUAAAUCUAAGUAUGUAGUCUUUAAAUUUCUUCUGUCCAUAUCAUUUUAAUGAGAUGUUUCCAUGUUGGCUCCAUUACAGCCUUGGCUCCUGGCUUACAGAUUUUUGAGUAGUUGCUUGCUUGCCAGUUGUUUUACAUUUCUCAUUGCCCAUCAAAAUAUUAGUCUUUCGAGAUGAGAUGAGACUACUUGCUGUACUUUCAUCUUUCAUUUAACUGUCUGGUAUAAAUUAAUAUUUUAAUUUCAUAUAUAUCUGUAAAGAGUGUACCCAAAGGCUUCACAGAAAUUUGCAAAAUGAACUAAUUCCCUUUUAAGCAGUAGGUGUGCCUGUUUUGACUUUUCAGUAAAUAUGUUGUGUCUGUGCACAUAUCUGCAUGGUGGAGACUAUAUUCAUGAUCUCAUCUUCCAAGUGAUGGGAAAAAUAUAAAAGAGAAUCAGUGUGAUUUGGGAAUCCAGUGAAAUCAUGUUAACUCAUAUAGAGGGGGCUUUAGUUUAUCUCUUCUUUAAUUAAUUAGCUUUGGAAAUUCUUUUACCAUUAAGAAAAACCUAAGGAUCAUAUAAAGAAUGAUACAAGAAAAUACAAGUAACUUAAAAAUCAUCACCUAUUUUAAACUGCAUUAAUUACACAAAAUGCUUAUUAAUUCAGUAAAGUUUCUCUAAUGACUUCUGCUUAAUAAACACCCUGACAUUGUUUAAAUUAAUUUAGGCUAUUGUAGGAAUGGAAGGAAAUGAUUAUGUUUACUAGAAUUACAUCAGAAAGCAUACCAGAGUGUUAAUGAUAUCAAGGAGACAAUCCACAGAAUUUUUGCCUCUGUGGGUGGAAAUAACUGAAGGGUUUUUUUUUUUUUUUUAACUUUAGUUUCCCGUAAGUUUUGGAAAUUAUUUGUGCAUUUAGUUAUUUUGAUAACACUGAUUUUAAAAUUAAAUUUCAAAAGUCAAUCUCUAAGAGUAAUUUAUUUUUGUUUUACCAACCAGUGCCAAAAAGGAGAGGAGGGAAUCCAAAAGCCAAUCUUUUGAACUAAUGUGUGAAAGAUUAUGUUUUUUCUUAAAGUUAGGGAGGGUCAAGCCCUCACACUGCCAGCCCCAGCGAGCGUCUUUGGUGACCUCGGGAUUAUGUACAAGCUGCUUCGUCCUGCAUUUCUUUCAUCUGGUUCUUGAUGGAAGUGCUUCUCUCUAAUAAAAAUUGAUUUCCCACAAAAUAGGCAAAGCUGAACAAGGAUGAAUGCUUUUGAUAUUUUGGGUUUCACUUCAGUUGAAACCAUGUGAUAGAAUACCCAGGUGUGGCAUGAUGGGGCAGGAGGAGCUGCCUAAAGGGAAAGGUUAUUUUUGUUUCUUAGUUUGUGUUGGAGGAUGGGGGAGCUAAAAAUAAGAUGUUUCCUGCCCUAAUCAUGCUAAAAGACUAUUAUUCAAGAUGCUUUUCCCACUUUUCUAAAAGGAAUAAACUUAGACAAAUUACAUUAUAUAUAAACAGUUCCCCUACUGCCGUCUCCCAGUCUAGAUAAAGCCAAUGGGUGGUAUGGGUCCUUUUAUUCCUUAUAGUAUUAUGCCAAAGAAUCAACUUAUUUUCAUUGAAGGUUAUAAAUAACUGAAGCUUGGUACAGCCAUAAUGAUUUGAGUCAGUGUACCAUUUUACCUACAAAAUGCAAAAUUCAUCCUUGCAACCCCAUUCACCAGGAGCCUUGAAGCAUUUUGCUUACUCCAAAGGCCUUGUCAAGGAAGCAUAAUUUUUCAUUUUGCCUUCUUCGUCAGUUUGGUCACAUUUACUUAAAAAAAAACAUCCUCUUUUAUAUGUUGAUAUAACUGUUUGAUUUCACAGACUCUGUCUGUUCCUUAACAGGACUCUGUAAGCAAGCUUGCAAGUGUAUUUUGUGUACAUUUUAUCUGAGGUGAAAAUGAAAAUUCUAAAGAGAAAAUAUUUUAAAAGAUAUUGUAUUUAUGUUGCUUGUGUUGUAGAAUAAAGAUUCAAAUGCAUUAAAAA